Stereum hirsutum FP-91666 SS1 is the source of this 491-nucleotide messenger RNA. RefSeq lists its product as uncharacterized. The transcript is spliced from 3 exons. Lineage: Eukaryota; Fungi; Basidiomycota; Agaricomycetes; Russulales; Stereaceae. The record is from RefSeq and is a predicted model, not a curated record. The coding region runs from base 265 to 483 and encodes 72 amino acids.
GUAAAGCUUCACAUCCGGUACUUUUGAACAACCUUAUGACCACGCACCCGAAGACUCCAAAUACCAACCGAAGCCUAUAGGGGCUACAGUGUCUCUUCUCCGGCACAGCCGACUUGUAGCGCACGAGCGCCACUACAGACGCAGUAAAAGAGCGCAUAUAUCAGUUCUCAAUCAUAGCAGUUGGCCAGCUUUGCCUUGGACUUCAGUCGCAGAGUAUCGUCUUACAGCAAAUGGCCACAGAGCUCUGGGAAGCAAUAUUUGACUAUGCGUGCUGAGGAGACGGCAUCAUAUUUACUACAGGCACAAAGCGUCUUCCUACCGAGGUGGCCAUCUCCCACGUAUCCAGACGCUGGCGCGCCAUCGCACUGCAGUACGGACCGUUAUGGGCACGUCUCACCUUCGACGAAAUGCCCCCCUUUACUAAAACACGCGCAUAUAUUCAACGAUCGAAGAAUCAGCCGUUGCAUAUCAACGUUGAGAUGACGAGUUGG